UGCAAACCUGCUGGUUUCCAAGCGAAGUGCACACACAACAGCCAAUACAGCAGCCAACAAGCACUCAGCAGCUUUGCUUGUUGCAAGUGAGCAUUGGGUUGGCGACGCGCAGUGCCUGCUGAGGGACACCAUGGAAGAUGGCCAGCUCCACAAUGCCGAGCAGGCAAUGCACGCUGAGCUUCCAUCGCAGGCACGGGCACAGCGAGUGAGGGAGCGGUUGAACGAGAUGUUCGCUGCGCUCUUCACCUCAUCCUCAGCGUCGCUGCAAGCAUCGUCCAGAUCGUCCAUGGUUGCCGCGCCCACCACGGGCACUGCUGGCGGCGGUACUGGCGGUGCAGCAAAUAGAGCCUCGCGACAGACGGGCUCCGCAAAGGAGAGCGAACGCAACCCGUACAGGCAGCGUUUGCGUGAGAUUUAUCGGGAGCGAGAUGUGGUUGUGGCCCAGACACAGGAGUUGCUGCAACAAUUGGACGAUGCAAAGAGCCAUAUCUCCGAGGCCAUUGAACAGCAGGAACAAGAGCGGACAGAGGCAUUCACAGAUAACGCCACUGUCGCCCCAAUCGUGAUUGACCUCAAGAGCAUCUUGCGGGACCGCGAUGUGGACACGGCGUCACUGCCGCUGCUCUCGGCCUUUGACUAUCUCCCGCGUCCAAAGAACAACCCGGCCCCGCAGCGCGCCAACCGCCCGCCCUCAUACGCCCGCGCAACAAAGACGUCUACGAUGCGCCUGCGGGCACAGGCGCGGAAGUUCCCCGAUCAAGUGCACGAGUUAACAGAGUCUGAGGCGGCUGAGAAGUGGCGCAAGGAGGUGGUGGAGCCGCCCAGCUCAAAGCGGCAGUGGAAGGGCAAGAUGAGCAAGGAAACCGAAAAGUCGCUGAAGAAGGAACUGUCCAUGUUCAAGACAAAGACGGAAGGGUUUCUGCGUAAUCCACGCGACACGGCACAGCAGCCGGCACAAGACACAGAGCUCACAGCGAUGGCCAUGACGGGUACGCGACAGCGGCAGGCGGCAGCGGAGGACGCGCGUGUGUUCCGGCCCAUUCCUCCGGUUGUUGCGUUCAACACAUUUGAGCGAAAUGCAAAGUUGCAGCAGACACUCACGCUGGUCAACACCUCCCGCGUCUCGCGCGUUCUUCGCAUCCGCCCCCUCAAAUCGGACCACUUUGCCGUGACCGGCACCAAGUUCCCCACAGGCAACGCACAGGAUGCGGUUGCUCCCGGUCUGUCUGUGGAGGUGACGAUUGCGUUCACACCAGACCACCUCGGCACCUACAAGGAAGAGCUGGAGAUUCUCCCAGAGAACGGUGCACCGUUCAUGGUGGAUCUGAUUGGGGAGCGCAACCCGCCUGGCCUGACGCUUGAACCCACUGUGGACCUUGGCGUGCACCUCAAAGGGUCACGCACGCAUCACUCCAUCGACUUCACCAACACGGGUGGUGACACCCGCUUCAGGAUCAUCCCUUUCUCGCACGUGAAGAGCAGCACACGCGCGAGUGCAAAGUCCUCAGCGGCCGCCAGCGACGCGGGCACUGAUUCAAUUGAUUUGCAGAACCUGGAGGCCCUGCCCGAAACGUUUUGGAGCUGCAACAGCAAGGACAGUGCACGUGAGGGCGGAGACGACCAGCAUGAUGCAAGAAGCAUGGACACUGUUGCAAGCGGGCGGUUCUUCCAGAUCACAAACGCAUGUCAGAUGGUGGCGGAGAACGCACAGUCACAACUGCAUGUGGAAGCCACGCUUUCCCAAGAAGGAAGGUGUCGUGAGCGCUUUGUGAUCAUCUUCGACAACUGCCUCUUUCGCAUGUUGGACAUUGAGGCUGAGGCUGAACUGCCAAAUGUGUCUGUGAGCGGACGCCACAUUCUUCAAGAUGAUGACACACUCAGGCUCCUCAUGCAGCCGUGCAUGUGGAACUUUGGUGCAGAGCGCACUGUCACACUCACAAACAAUGGCGCAGUCCCAGUCACAUUCAGCGCUUCCAUCCAACCAAAGAGGAAGUUGCAACAGCACCCGCAGCGUGAUGAGAGCAAGGAAAUAUUGCCGGCGACCGCCACCCUGUUUUCUUGCGAGGAAGGGGAGGAAAGUCGGUCCUCCAUUCCCUCCUCGGAGGCGUGCGGCAUGUUUUCUGUGCAUCCACCCGCGACCACCAUCGAGGCUGGCAGUGAUGUCACGCUGACCAUCACCUGCUCGCCGCAGACAACCUUGCGUCAUGCGCACCCUGUGUGCGCAGAGGCGUGGCUGGUGGUUGAAGCCCAGGACCUGCCGGGCGAUUUGGCCGAUGCACACGCAGUGCUGUUGGAAUCAUGCCUGCAGGCAACCAUCUCGUCGUGCCAGGCGAGUGUGCAUCCACCAGCGUUGGCGUGGGCAGCAGCUGUGGAGCCGUCCGUGCCUGCAAGCAUCCCCAUUGUCAUACGCAACGAGUCGGACGCAACGCUGCAGUUUUCCUGCGCCGCCGUCGUGCUUCCCACCGCUGUUCUCCACCUCCAACACCAACAAGGCUCCAUCCCUCCGCGCGGAACACAGCACACAUCUGUGAUUAUUGCUGGUCGCAGCGAGGGCGACGUGAACACGACCAUGAAGAUUGAGUUUGACAGGGCCCCACCCAUCCUCCUUCCACUGUCUGUGCGCCCAACAGUGCUCGGCCGCUACUCGGCCACGCUGCACGUGCACAUUGGCGGGCGCAGCGCUCCCGAGCUCAUUGCCGUGUCGGCCACGGUGCAGGAGCCCCUGUGCUGCUUCACAUCCUCCUCCAUCCUGUACGUUCGUGAUGUCGGUGUAACUGCUAGCGGCGGUGGUGAUAAUGAUGUAGCUUCGCUGGACACGUCUUUCAGCCACCGCGCCAACAUCGCCCUGCUCCCCAUCACUUCCCGUGCUGUCAUUGCGCGCACCGCACAAAGCGCCAGACGCCACCGCCACCACGCAGACGGUAGCGGCGAUGGUGGUGAAGCCGAUGAAGUGAUUUCGCAUGGUGUCAAGCAGCAGCAGCAACAGCACCAGCAGCACAAGAAGCAUCAGCAAGGCCUUCACCCCCUGACGAGCGACGACGUGAUUGUGUCGGUGACGCCGGAAUCUGGGGUGCUCAAGGCUGGCGAGACGCUUGAACUGGCCGUUGCAUUUACUGCCCGGCGACCCGGCCCGCUCGCCCCGCACAUGCUCGUGUUUGACAUUGAUGGCGUGAAGCAGCCGCUGCCGCUGGCUGUCAUGGCGGACGUGCGCGGUGUGUCGCUGUCGUACGAGGUUGGCGCGCACAUGUACACGGAGCUGAACGGACCGCCGGAUGAUGUGGACGUCAACACGGCACCAGGCGCCCUCAGCAUUGCCCAUCCAUCCCACGCCACCCUCGCCUCCACCUCCACCACCCUCAGGCGCACACGAGAUGCCGCCGCCAUUGAUGCUGCUGCUGCUGCUUCUGACUCUGCAGCGCAGCCACUGGACCCGCACCACCUGUAUCUGCCUGUUGUGCGGCCGGCCAAGAGCUCGGCUGUUGCGUUUUCCCGGCGAAGGCGACAGGCGCGCCGCGUGGGCACAAUGUCCUCUGUGCCCAGCAUUGUGGUGACGCUGCCUGAUGGCCAGGACCACGCCAAGCACAGCAGCGACACUGACACCGGCACCGACACUGACACUGACACUGACGACAAUAACAGCCAAGCUGGUGAUGGCGAUGGUGGUGGUGCGCAAGGGGGUGAUGGCGCAGAGAGUGAGCAGCCGCCCGUGUCUCAGUCGUCCUCGUCCACCUCCGUGACCUCACGGUCGAAGAAGAAGAAGAAGAAGAAGCGUAAGAAGCGUGGUGCAGCGGUACCAUCACGAUCACCGCGACAACAGCCGCUGGAGGUGCGUGGCCUCGUGUUUGAGCAGGUGCAGGCACACGUGCCGACAUACAAGCUGCUGCGACUGACCAACCACUCUGGUAUUGCUGCCACGCUGCAUGCCAGCGUGACAUUCUUCCCCGCGCGGGAGAAUGUGCGUCUGCAAGUGCACGGCAUUGGAGGUGAUGCUGCAACGACAGUUUGCGGUGACGCAGACGCUGCAAAUGGCAGGACAGCACCGCGUGCACGCACCCAGCGGCACACGGCAGCACAACAGGCCACGCAACGGACACAUGCAACAGCCACAGCAGCGAGAGCAACUGGCAAGAGCAGCAUGCGAACGGGGCAGAAAACGCGGCAGCUACCCCGGGCACCGGACAUGGCCCGCAAGACGGCGGUUGGCACGUUCAAGCGGUCUGUGAAGAGCAUCAAGGCAAGCAUCAAGGCAGCCGUGCAGCCGGUUGAGCCUGCAGUCGCACUCAAGUCGACGGCAACCACAUUUGGCGCAUGCUUCAUGCCGGAAGAGGCAGUGGUUUCCGUGCCGCCCCAUGGCAGCUGCACACUGCGUGUGUGGUGCUACGCCGAUGUGUGGGGUGACUAUUCAGACCACCUCGUGCUGCGCGGGGAGCACCUGGACACGGUGCACGUGCCACUGCGGGCCAGCGUAACGGGCUGCUCCCUUGUGCCGCUCGUGACUGGAGCGAGCGACCUCAGCCCCCUCCUCCGCCUGCCCUCUCUGGCGCUGCGCAGCAACACCGAGCACCAUGGCAGUGGUGUCGAUGCUGUUGAUGGUGUCGGUGCAGGUGAUGGUGGCAGUGCUGUUGAUGCAGGUGAUGCUAGCCACGAUGAGGUUGAGGGCCGGGCCACGAUUCGAAAGUUGAGCGUGAAGAACCCCACCAGCCAGCCGCUGGCGCUGGUGUGGGAGACGUACGACGUUCUUGCAGACGACAAGCAGCUUGUGGAUGUGUUUGCGCGCACGAUCAAUGACGACCCCGUGCUGAAUCCGCCGCACACCCACGACAAUGGCAGUGGUGGCGAUGGCGGUGUUGAUGGUGAUGAACCGUUGCUGAAAUUGCGGGUGCGUGCGCAUGAAGGCAAGCGCUCGCACGUCUUCUCCGUGUGGCCGCCCGUGGCGGUGAUCACCCCAGACCAGACAACGGUGUUCAAGGUGCGGUUUGCACCGAAUACGCUGGGCACAUUCAACGGCUUUGUGCGCGCAGUUGUGUUCACGCCUGCGCAGGCGAGUCUGUCUCUCGCGCCGAUGCCUGCAAGCAAAGACGUGAUUGCGUUUCUGCAUGGCCACGAGGAGCGGCUGCCACCGUUCCCCGUGCAGACACUGAUGCUCGACAGAGAGACGGCCACACUGCGUGCACCGACGGCCUCUGAAGCGAAGCAGCUAGUCAAGGAGGUGGACGUUGUCGAUGACGUUGCUGGCGGUGACCGUGAUCGCGGCGAUGGUGAUCGCGACGAUGACGUUCAGCAGCCACAACAACUUUUGCAGUCGCAGGAGUCACAACAGCAAGAGCAAGAGCAAGAGCAAGAGCGGGCAACUGCAAAGGUGACGAGGAAGCAGAGGCAGCUGCGAUUUAUUGCUGGGUUGGUGCGACGCAGCACGCUGCGUACGGAGUCCACGGCGCUGACGAUUCAGGUGACGGCCCGGGCCGAACAUCCGCUGCUGCAGGUGGUUGGGGCGCCUGACACUGGCGUUUUGUUCCAGUUGAGUAGCGAUGACGUACAAGAGGGACGCAAGGCGCAUUCAACAAGCUUCACGCUGUACAACCCCACGUCCAGCCGCAUCACAUUCCGGCUGCACGCAACGCCCGAGUUCCAGGUUGGCCUGGUUGGCGCGCCGUCAACAACAGGCAGCUCAACGCGCGCAACAACAGCAGUGACGACCACGACAGGCACGGCCGCAACAGCCGCAAUGGUGCGUGCAGGCACGGGCUCAACACAGCAGCGCAGCGGGAGAAUACGGGGUCGCAGUCCAAAGUACGCCGUGUCCAUGCGAGGCACCAGUGCUGUUGGCGGUGAUGGUGAUGGUGCAGUGACUGCGCAGCGACAGGCGACGGCGCAGCUUGGGCGGGCAGACAUCAAGUCGAUGGUCAAGCCCAUCGUGCUUGAGCCAGCGCAGUCGUGCUCGGUUGGCGUGCGGUGGAGCGUGCCGUCUGUCCGCGCGCUCGUCUCGCGUGCGUGGAAUGCGGCGUCGCCUCGCAAGUCGCUGCGGGAACGGCCGUCCACAGUGCUGAGUCAGCAGUUUUUGGGCGAUGCGGAGAGCGAUCGGAAGGGACGACAAAGCCGUGAACAGCAGCAGCAGCAGCAGCAGCAGCAGCAAGAGGAGGAAGAGGGUGAGGAGGAGGUGGUGCAGUACCGACCAACCGCUGUGACGAUUGCCGAUGGUGUUGAGUUUGAGAUUGAAGGGUCCCCUGAUGUCCUUCGUGUUCCAAUCAAGGCCCUGCUGCAUCUGCCGCACCUGCAGCUGCAAGAAGACAAGCUUGACUUUGGGCGGUGUGUGCUCGGAGAACCGCAGGUGAAGACCGUCACCCUCAUCAAUUUAGCAUCCAUUGUCUCACGCCCGGGUGAUGUUUUUCUAUGUCAUGUGAACGUUUCUCCACAGCCAACCAGCGCUCAAUUGAGCGUCACGCCACAAUUGCCGCUUGUGAUUCCAGUUGUCGGCGACGGCUGGCAGGACCAGGCUGAAAACGACCCACUCACCAUCUGA
Molecule: messenger RNA, 6520 nt
Organism: Salpingoeca rosetta
Lineage: Eukaryota; Choanoflagellata; Craspedida; Salpingoecidae
Exons: 19
Coding region: 131-6520 (2129 amino acids)
Biological process (GO): negative regulation of cell population proliferation
Source: RefSeq, a predicted model, not a curated record